UCUCCCCUUACCCGGUGCCGCCAGCUGCUGGGGGACACCCGGAGAUCCCCAGACCCACCGCCACCAGCAACCACGGGGUAUCCCGGGGCCGUUCCGGAGUCGCCCGGGCCCGAGAGGCUGCCGCACCGGGCUUCAGUCAUCCCUCCGAUGCUGGUGCUGCCGGCCCCCUGCCCCCAGCCCUUGGCGAUUCCCUCUGCUGAGGCCAUGGAGGCCCCUUCCCCUCGUACAGGCCGGUCCCCAGAACCCGGAACUUCCUCCUCCACAGGACCUCCCCAGACGUCCUCCCCUCGGAGGCCCAACCACUACCUGCUCAUUGACACCCAGGGUGUGCCCUACACGGUGCUGGUGGAUGAGGGGUCUCAGGGCGAGUCCGGGGCCGAUGGCGCUUCGGCUCAGAAAAAGUGCUACAGCUGCCCCGUGUGUUCCCGGGUCUUUGAGUACAUGUCGUACCUUCAACGACACAGCAUCACCCACUCGGAGGUGAAGCCCUUCGAGUGCGACACCUGCGGGAAGGCAUUCAAGCGGGCCAGCCACCUGGCACGGCACCUCUCCAUUCACCGGGCCGGCGGUGGGCGGCCCCACGGCUGCCCCCUAUGCCCGCGCCGUUUUCGCGAGGCAGGCGAGCUGGCCCAGCACAGCCGGGUCCACUCUGGGGAGCGCCCGUUUCAGUGCCCGCACUGCCCGCGCCGAUUUAUGGAGCAGAACACGCUGCAGAAGCACACUCGGUGGAAGCAUCCAUAAGCCGGGCUGCAGGGUACCAUGGGAUUCUGGGGGGGGUGCCUGGACUCGUGUGGCCCUCAGCCUGCGAAUGACAGAGGUGGGGUUGGGGGGCCCUGGACACAGGUCCACCUCCUGUGGAGGCUGAGCGCCAUCUAAAAGAGGAGCCCAGGAAUAGUCUUCGGGUGCUCAGUGUUUUGGAGAUUAGAUGGGAACAAGACCUCACAUUCACAGAGUGGAGCCUCUAGCCUUAGAGACAUCAGUUAACCCACGGCUGAACCCAGACUGGAGGAGUGGGGGGAGAGAGUGCUGUGUGUGGAAACUGUCUAGCCUGAAAAAAUGUGGUUGGGGGCCAUCAGGAAUCUGCAGCAUCUUCUUGAGGCCUGCAUGCUGAUACUAGGGGCUGGUGCCCCAGACCUGCUAGCUAGAGGCCGAAAUGACACCCAAUAAACAAACACCUUCUCCCCUUUGAGCACUCCAGGUUUGUUUUGGGGGACUCAGCUUGGCCUGCCUGCUGCCUAGCAGGGAGACUCGGCAAGUGCCUGGCCCAAUCUCUUUGGGUGAGGGAACAAGUCACCAUCUUCCACUGUCUGACCUCAAAUAACUCUAGUAGCACCUGGAUGUUGAGCCUUGGUGUAGCCUGGCACUAGGCUGAGCAUUUUGCAUGUCAUCUCACUGCAGCCUCAGAGUGCUUGGCUUGCCUGGCUAAGGAGUGGGAAGGAUGGCCUAAUGCACUGGGAUUAGUCCUGGCUUGGCUCCUCAUGACCUGUGUCACCUAAGCAGAGUGUUUUUAAACUUUUUUGAAAAAUCACGAUCCACUGCAAGGCACAUUUUACAUGAUGACCUAGUAUACAGAUAUGCAAAAUAUAUGUGAAACAAAAGUUUAACAAUAGUUCCUUCUGCUAUGUACAGAUCACUGAUUUUUAUUUCAACUAUGAUUUUUUUUUAAGCUGACGAUUCCUUCCUAUUAUAUUGAAUUCUCCACCCAUAAACCUGUAGUUUGAAAAACCCUGAACUAGGACAGGUGCCUCCCCCUGGAUCUUUCCUCCCAGCCUGCAAUUUAUCAGUGACAGGAAGCAGAGGGACAGGUGUGGCUACCGCUUUCUAAAUGGCACAUUUAGACUCUCCCUUUUCAGGGGUAAAGCCAGCUCUCCUCAGGGCUGGCGGAGUCCGGAGCAUGGAUGCUACUAGUGAAUGGGAGAAGAGGCAGGGAGCUGACAGAGCUGAGUAAACAUCUGCCUUCUUAAUGAA
Molecule: messenger RNA, 1968 nt
Organism: Manis pentadactyla (Chinese pangolin)
Lineage: Eukaryota; Metazoa; Chordata; Mammalia; Pholidota; Manidae
Gene: ZNF581
Product: zinc finger protein 581
Exons: 2
Coding region: 148-741 (197 amino acids)
Biological process (GO): regulation of transcription by RNA polymerase II
Cellular component (GO): nucleus
Molecular function (GO): DNA-binding transcription factor activity, RNA polymerase II-specific; RNA polymerase II transcription regulatory region sequence-specific DNA binding
Source: RefSeq, a predicted model, not a curated record